Encephalitozoon cuniculi GB-M1 is the source of this 2151-nucleotide messenger RNA. RefSeq lists its product as uncharacterized. The record is from RefSeq and is marked provisional. Gene Ontology annotation, biological process: ubiquitin-dependent protein catabolic process. Lineage: Eukaryota; Fungi; Microsporidia; Unikaryonidae. Gene Ontology annotation, molecular function: ubiquitin protein ligase binding. The transcript has a single exon. The coding region runs from base 1 to 2151 and encodes 716 amino acids.
AUGGGGAGCUGUACUCGACGGUCAAGAGAAUCGACUGCAGUUAAGAACUUUGUCAUGGAGUACUUGAAGAAUGGAAGCACAGCAUCUACGUGCGAAGAGAUAUACCAGCUUCUGCACCACACACUUAGGACUAGGGUGUCAAGGGAGUGUUUGAAGCAGGUUAAGAAAGUGUCCAGGACCUUUGUGAACGAAUCCAUAGAAAAAACUAACGAAAUGGAACUAGAAGAUGUGGGGAGGUACUUAUACGGGUUUAAUUGUCAUUGGGACAGAACUAUGAAUCUUUUUGAGAAGGUGUUUCGCCCAAUUACACCGAUUGGGAGAAAUUUGAUGGAAGGGUUGUUUUCAAGGUUAUUCAGGCGGUUUGUUCGGGGAGUUGAGGGUAGAUUGACCGCCUUUAUGACAUGGAGUCUGAAAGAGGAAAUAGAAAGGAAAGGAGAUGGCGGGGAAGCAGCCGUGUCCAGCUAUGAAAAUUACGAAUCUUCGCCAAAUAAAAAGCAGAAAGUAAGUCAAAGUAGUCCUGCGAUACUGAAAAAAACAUCGGGCAGAGAGGAGGACCCCAGAAGGUUUGAAUCCCUUUGCAGAAGAGAGCAGAUCACUGCAAUAGUUCACAUACUCCAAAGCAGAGGAUGUUUUGGCAUAUUUCUGGAAAGGGUCGUCGAAUGCUUGAUUGCUGCCCUUAGUUCAAGAGUGGAGGACAAAGAGGUGGAGAUUUUCGGCAUAAAAGAUCUUAUUGAUGAAUACAGGAAGGCUGAAUAUAUGAAGGAUUAUUUUUAUGCAGUCGAGUCUGGUUUGAUAAGAAGAGUAGUUAUGAAAUAUACAAACGAGGAAAUCUUUAGGAUGCUGUGCAGGGAGGAUGAAAUGAGACUAUGCAUGGACUUUUUCUGCAUUUCCAACUCAGAAAAAAGGCUUGUGGAGGCCCUUGGGGAGUAUUGUAGGGAAAUAAUCGAGAAUCUCUCUGCCGAUGGGUUUAUUACAGGAUACUAUUGGAUCUAUCUAAAGUUUAGAGAUGUGGAGAAAUGCAAAGAUGAUGGAUAUGAAGAAAUCAGCGAAGGGAUCAGAAGAUGUAAGAAGGAUGUUGUAAACUCCAAUGUGGAGCGUGUUGUCGAGUGUAUCUGUGGGUGGACGGAUUCCCUCCUGAGGGGAAGAAUGUCUAUCGAGAAAACUACCAUUGAGGGAAUGGACCACAGAAUUCAAAUUCCAGGGAGCAGAGAAGAGGAUGUAUUGGAGACAAGAGGAGUUUUGAAAAGAUUGGGGAUCGAUGAAGUUCUUCUUGAGGGAGGAGUAUGGAAAGAAUACCUCCUAUCAAAUAUCUUCCGAGCAAUUGGAGAGAUUUUCGAUCUAUGCAACGACAAGAAAGCGUUUGAAAUGGCGCUACAAAACAGGCUGGGAAAUCGGCUCAUUUCCCAGUCGUCUGUAUCAAUGUACUGGGAAAAUCUACUGAUUGAUGGGAUUGACCCUGGUAGAAACAGCCUAGGCAAGAUGAGAUGCAUGAUAAGGGACUUUUCCGAAAGGGAGUUAUUUAUGGGCCACGAAGUUCUACUUCUCCGGGCAUGCAAAUGGCCUGGAUACGAAGGGACUAGCCUUGGAAUCCCGGAUGUAGAAGAGGUCAAGGGGAAGUAUGAGGAUGCCUUAAGAAACAAGAAGAAAAGAAUCAGAUGGAACGACCUCUUGUCAUCCUGCUCGGUUGAGAUUCUGGGGCAUGCAGCCACAGUUACCCUGACUCAGUACCUGAUGAUCAGGCAGCUAGCUGAGAAGGAUAGAGCAGCCGAGGAUUUAAAGAUAUACAAGGGUUGGGAUGAAAACCUUGGCGCACUAGUCAAGAAUGGACUGGUGAGGGCUGACGGAAGAAGAUAUUUCCUGAACAUGGACUGGGAAGGGAAUUGCUCUGGAAAUCGGUUGAUUCCUGACACAUUUCCAUUGGUGAGGCUAUCAGAAGCCGCAAGGGGAUUUGACAAAUCAGAAUCCUGCAAAGACCUUCUGGACUGUAGAAUAAUAAAGGAGAUGAAGAACAAGAGAGUAUUGGAUAGAGAUGAACUCAGAAGGCUGAUGGGCAGGGAAUAUUCAUCGGAAGCACUUGACGAAAGGAUUGAAAGUUUGGCUGGGCGCGAAUUCUUGAGCAUCGAGGGAGAAAGCAUAAGAUACUUACCAUGA